AUGCUCAAAGAUUUCCAGAUUUUACCCACCUCGCAAAACGGACCCGCAGCCGAUAUAUCAACGGCAGCCAUUCACUUGUCCAUUUCUAUCGAUGAUUUGGAAGUACCCACCACGACUACGACAUUAUCUUUGAUUUCGGAGCUCGAUGAAAUACGACCUGUUCCCGAAACUGAUUCACAGAAUCUAGGUUGCAAGAAAGCAAAUGCUUUGCUUGCAACGACCACCGGCACAUACAUCAGUCACAACAACACUUCUUUCUAUGACCGUCCUGCAGAAGGUUUCUGGACGAAAUUGAUCAUGCGGCCACCCAACCUAUUCAUCAGUCAGAAACCUACUCGAGGAUUUACUACAAAUCACAAUCAAGGCAACGAUUUGACCUCCCCUUGUACUGAUCGUUAUCGUCAACGCCAAACUUAUCCCAUGGAACCAACUUCUGAACUUACAAACAGAAGUCACUCAUUCGUUCAUGAAUGGAUCACUGAUCCUACCACGAAGAUCUCCAACUCCUUUUCAUACGGCGGAAACAGUGCAUAUGUCCCUCUAGUUUCUAACGAGGCUGCGUUCUCUUUAGCAGUGGUUCCCUUUUUGGUUCGAGGCUGUGAGCUUCAACUAGUUGUUAUGACCGCGGCUGAUACGACAAUGUCUCCACGCCCUUUUUCGAUUGACUUCUUGCAGACUUACGAUUUCACGGAUGAAGGAAGAAGCUUGAGGUUACUUCAGAAAGUUGAAAACAAGGGCAACAUCGAGGAUUAUGCUAUGGAUGGAACGCUCAUCAAGCAUUGUUCAGACAUUUGCUCCAUCAAUCUUACACUCAAUACGCAAGGUUUGACAAUUAUAGUGAGAGAAAUGCAACACUCGGUCUGUUUCAUUGCAUACAAAACACCAGAAAACCAUUUCCUUGUUUUCGGCGAUGACUCCCAAUCAAAAUGGGUCAAUGCUUUAAUGAUGGUGAACUACAACGCUGUAGCAAUAGGAGACCGCUUUGAUAACAUUAUCGUCAAUACGCUGAUCACUAAAGAAUCGGACCAAGUCGAUGAAGACCCUACCGGAGAAGAUUGCCAUAUCGGAGACCUUGUCAAUUCUAUAUACAAAGUAGCGAUGGUUGCUGGAGGACGUGAAAUCUUACUGUAUACUGGUGUCCAUGGCACGGUUGGUAUCCUCGUACCCUUUGUUUCGAAGGAGGAUGUCGACUUCGUAUCGACAUUAGAGCAGCAUCUGCUCACCGAACAGAGGUUGUUUGGUUGGCAGAAAUCAGUUAGUUGGAGAGGUUAUUAUAUGCCGGUCAAGGCAGACAAUCUCUGCGAGACAUUUGCUCGGCUACCGGGAUCCAAGCAAAAUGCUAUUACUAGUGAGCUUAACCGGACAGUAGGGGAAGUUCUCGAAAAACUGGACCGAUUGAGUGUCACAAGGAGUGAAUUGUAA
Messenger RNA from Lentinula edodes (shiitake mushroom), 1422 nucleotides. Its product is annotated as CPSF A subunit region-domain-containing protein. Gene Ontology annotation, molecular function: U2 snRNA binding; protein binding. Lineage: Eukaryota; Fungi; Basidiomycota; Agaricomycetes; Agaricales; Omphalotaceae. Gene Ontology annotation, biological process: mRNA splicing, via spliceosome. The record is from RefSeq and is a predicted model, not a curated record. The transcript is spliced from 6 exons. Gene Ontology annotation, cellular component: U2 snRNP; nucleus. Bases 1 to 1422 code for a protein of 473 amino acids.